GCUGACAGCAGCGAAGCAAAUACGUGUUUUCACAGUUUUUAAAACUUCAAAUACAUGACAAGAUACGAUUUUGAAGAGAAAUUUCAUACAUGGAUAAGUAAUUGUACAUACCGUUUUCGAUUACCCUGCAUUAUGUCGUUUGAAGAUUCGUGGAGUUUGACAGGUACUAUUGGACAACAACAACAACGAGAGUGCCAUCAACAUCUUCGAUGCUAUGACAACGUGACAUCAAAUUUCACCAGUUCGUGAAGGAUUACUAAGUUCCAGAUAACCUCUGACAUGGCGGCUCUGCUGGGAAGGAAGUUUUGUAUGGAAAGUCUACAGACUGAUGUCAGUGAUCUGCAGGCUGCCGUCAACGAUGUGUUCUCGCGUGUGGGACCUGUCCGCUAUCCCUCCUGGAAAUACCCGGACAGGAUGUCAUGUGAUCUGGAUGUAGAAGAAUUAUUGGAUGUGCACAGUUAUUCUGCAGAAAACACUGAUGAAGAAAGGCAGAUGUCACACGUGGUACUAUAUGAACUGGUCAUAGAUAGGUUGGUUUUGCUUCUUCAGGGUAUGUCUAAAUACCUGGAAAACCUACUUCUGCUGGGGAAAAGCCCAGCUGGGGUAGAUCCGCCCUCGAGCACCUCUGUGGGGCUUGUAGUUAAGAGGUACUGGAAACGUCUGGUACAGGUUCAUGCCCUCUGCACACAGCUGAACUCUGAGUGCCGAAGCAAAGAGCGAAAGAUUUCUGAUCUUCAGGAGUCAGUAUUGAAUUUAUCAGACGAAUCCUGUAGUAUACAAAAGGAUGAAGGCAAUCGCAGCACGAUAGGAUUUGGGGGGCUAAUCCCUCCUAGUUCUGCUGAAAUACGCUCUGUGAUUGGAUCGCCGAUAUCACAUGACUGCUGCCACAAAUCAUCACAGACAUUAGAGACUGCCUUUGUCCCAUGCGAAUCUUGUUUUUAUGUCCAGAAAAGUUUGCGCGAAUCUGGUGAUACUAUUAUUAACAUGUGUCAGUCCCAGAGCCUUCCUUCAUCACUGCUCAAGUUCAAACCUCAUGUGGAGGGCAAUGAUUGGCUGACAGCAAAUGAAGUCAGCCAGUGGAACUCUGAGCAGAUCAAAGACUUAAAAAGAAUCAAUAAACAUUUGGACCAGCUUUUUGCCAAUGCUGAAAGUCUGAAAAGCGAUUUGGAUAAAUCAAAUAGAAAAUGUGAACAGCUACAAGAGAAGGUGAAAAAUGGUGAGAAAGAGGUGAAGCUAGAGAAAGAAACGCAGCAUGGCAUGGCAGUUCAGUUUGAAGCCAAACUCAGCAGCUUGAAAACAGAACAUUCAGAAGCUUUGUCUAUUGCCCAAGAAGAAAAGAGCAAGUUGGAGGAGACUCAAGAAGACAUGAAGUCCCAGCUUGAUAAAUAUAAGGAUGAGCUCACAGAUCAGAAAAAGCUGCUAGAAAAAAUGAAGGAAACCCACUGUGAGUUGGAGAAGGAGCUAGAGUCUGCUCGCACAGGGUCAGUCAGCAUCCAGACUCUACAAGGUCAGAUUAUCAGUUUGACCUCUCAGCUAGAUGAAGUGACCAGUCAGCUGGACGUGAAGAACAAAGACCUGGCUAAAGAACAAGGCAAGAACAGGAGUGCGGCCAAACAUAGCCAGUCAUUACAGUCAAAGCAAGGCUCACUGUUACAGCGCCUGGAGGAGAUGGGUCAGGAGAAUGAGGAUCUGAGGAGUGAGUUGUCAGAGCUGGAGGAAACCAAGGAGGGUCUAGAGGAGGCCCUCCACGCCACCAAAAAGCAACUGACUGACCUCACAACCAAAUCGAAGGAAGACCAGCUGCUCAUCACAAGGUUAGGAGAGGAGAAAUCCAAGUUACAGAGGUCAGUAGAAGAGACAGAGAAAUGUCUCCAAGGCCUGGAGAGUAAACUGGAGGAAGCCAAAGAACAGCAGAGAUUGUUGGUGGAGUUCCCAGACCUUAAUGGACCAGUCAACCAAAACAUACAAGGUAGCGGAGAUUUGGUGCAGGAUAUGGAGAACCAAAUUGAGGCUAAUAAUCUUCGUAUCCGUGUUUUGGAGGAACAGAAUGAGGCGUUUCGAAACUCUGUCCGAAAAAUGUUGGAAUCCAGGGACAACAGACGCCCACCUGCUCAGCCUGUCCCUCUGUGGAAACAGAGCAGCCUGGACACAUUAAGAGAGGACCCAGAAUCACACAGAGGUCACACUGUCCAGUACAAAACAGCCUGGGCUGUACCCGAGGGAAACCAAUCAUCAUCCAGUAAUCAUGGCGGUCUGAAACAGAAAAGCAUGUCGAGACAGACCCAAAACUCGACUCUGCCGUCAAACACCGAAAACUUUCUUGUUGGUCGUUCUGGGCGGCCUUCUAGUGGCAAGUCAGGAAGUGCCAGUGUGGGUGUCUACAAACAGUUGAAGAAUUCUGGAAAAAUGGCUAACACUUCUUCACGCAAUUCUGGGCAAGAAGUGCCAAAGUCAGGGAGGUCAGAUAAGAGCAACAAGUCAUCUACGUACGCUCCGGUGGACACUUUUACCUGUACACUGUGUGACAAGGUGUACUCACGGCAGAGAGAUCUGGACAUACACAAGUCCUACUGUACAGGCUAGUGACAAGUCAUCUUUAUACACCCCAGUGGACACUUUUACCUGUACACUGUGUGACAAGGUGUACUCACGACAGAGAGAUCUGGGCAUACACAAGUCCUACUGUACAGGCUAGUGACAGGUCAUCUUUAUACACCCCAGUGGACACUUUUACCUGUACACUGUGUGACAAGGUGUACUCACGACAGAGAGAUCUGGGCAUACACAAGUCCUACUGUACAGGCUAGUGACAGGUCAUCUGCGUACACCCCAGUGGACAUUUUCACAUGUACACUGUAUGACAAGGUGUACUCACGACAGAGAGAUCUGGACAUACACAAGUCCUACUGUACAGGCUAGUGACAGGUCAUCUAUAUAUACCCCAGUCGACACUUUCACCUGUACACUGUGUGACAAGGUGUACUCAGGACAGAGACAUCUGGACUUACACAAGUCCUGCUGUAAAGGCUAGUGACAAGUCAUCUAUAUACACCCCAGUGGACACUUUCACCUGUACUCUCUGUGACAAGGUGUACUCACGACAGAGAGAUCUGGACA
Molecule: messenger RNA, 3117 nt
Organism: Liolophura sinensis
Lineage: Eukaryota; Metazoa; Mollusca; Polyplacophora; Chitonida; Chitonidae
Product: coiled-coil domain-containing protein 157-like
Exons: 11
Coding region: 280-2583 (767 amino acids)
Source: RefSeq, a predicted model, not a curated record